UUGGCUAGGAAGUUGAGAAGGGUAGAGUACAAAUCUAGAUAUGUCCUAUAUAUUUUCCCUUCAGUGAACCGUGCUUUGUAUGAUGUCUGAGAAUGUCCAUUUCUGGAGCUCUCAGCAAUUAUUAUGUCGACUCGAUUAUAAGUCAUGAGAGUGAAGAAACGUCUUCUGCCAAGUUUUCGUCAGGACAGUAUGCUAGUCCCAGACCACCUGUCCAAGCUGACCAUUUAGAUUUUCCUUCUUGUAGUUUUCAGCCGAAAUCGCCAGUUUUCAGCACCUCUUGGACGACCAUAAACCCCCAUUCUGUCGGUGCGCUUUCUUCAGUUUACCAUCCUUAUAUACAACAGAGCAUUUCUCCUUCAGACAACAGGUACUUGCGGAGCUGGUUGGACCCUGUGCCAAGAUCAGAGACUUUCCUACAUGGCCACGGGGCUGUUAAAACAGAGCCUGUCCUAGGAGACAUAUCCAAGCCAAGGAGCCAGGAGUACAGCUUAGACCAGUCAGCAGCAACAGACCACAUCGGUUCGAACUUGGGGCCCAGCUUCCAGGACAAUAUAGUUUGCAAAGGAAGUGAAGACAAAGACAAGCAAGAUCAAAAUAACCCUUCAGUCAACUGGUUACACGCCCGUUCUUCCAGAAAGAAGAGGUGUCCUUACACCAAGUACCAAACGUUGGAGCUGGAAAAAGAGUUUUUAUUUAAUAUGUACCUCACUAGGGAUCGGCGCAAUGAGGUGGCUCGGCUACUGAAUUUGACUGAGAGACAAGUUAAAAUAUGGUUUCAAAACCGUCGUAUGAAAAUGAAGAAGAUGAACAAGGAACAAGGAAAGGAAUAGAAACCUGCUUGCACCCUCGCGUCCCAGCGCAGAUAUGCACCGGGUUUAUGUUUCAUAGUUCUGCUUGUGUUUAUCUUGGUAGCAGACACACCUAUCUCUUAAUUGUCUAGAUUUGUGCAGAAUGUCCAGACUUUUGCCUCAUAUUUUUGGUCUGUUCCUCAUAAAACUUGUAUUUUUCUGGAAAAUCACGAGGACUGAAAUCACUAAAUAAUAACAUACAUUUACACGUUUCAUACUUUAUAUAAUUCAGAAAAUACAUGCUAACACAAAUCUGUUAUUCUAGCAACUUUCUAAGUUUAUAAGAGCUGUAUUUAAUAUCUGCUCCUAUUUUGGGUCUUUGUCCCCCUUCUUGUGCUAAGAUUUUGAGGGGUAUGCAGACAGAUUUUUGUAAUGAAUUAAAUGGUAGUCGACUUAAGGUUGUCAAAAUAUGUAUCAGACUGCAUUUUCCUUUAUGAUUCAGACUCAGUGCUCCCAAAUACUAAAAAAAAUCAUAGCCCCGGACUUCAAAAUUCAUGCCAGAGGUUGAGAAAGAGGAGUGCUCUCAGUUUUUCAAAACACAUCAUCUUCGUUUAUUAGACUAAUACAGUUAAAAGUUAUAAGGACCCCUUCUGUCGGCUUAAUUUGGUCCAAUAUGUGUCGUUAGAAAUGUAGAACUUUAUGAAGAAAAUCAGAAAAUCUAGGAUGGAAUCUGAGAGCAAAAUCAUAGCACUAUGCCUAAGUUCAUAGCAACUCGUAGUUUUACUUUGGCAAGAUGAAAAUAAGAUUUCCUUUAGAUUGUUAUCGUUUUAUUUUAAGCAUGCAUGAAAGCCCCACAGUAGUUGUACUGUUUUACUUACCUUCCAUGUCUUAUUAUUACUAGAAUUUUAAAGUUUUUUUCCUAAUAAACCAGUAUUACUUGAAACUGUUUUCAUUUUCUUACAGAAAACAUAUAUACAAGUACCUACUCACACACACACACACACACACACACACACACACACACACACACCACACGCCACACACACACACGCACACACAUACAUUCUCUUCACAUUUACUGCAAAUACAUUGAAACUGGCUUAUAUAUGUCAGGGACUUGCAUUCGACAUUUUUGCAUUUUACUGCGAUCAGACUAUACUUUAUAGUUUACAGUAUCCACAAAAGGGUUACCUAGCAAGCACGUGUAGCAGAUACAGAAUUUUCUGACUUUUUAUAAACAUGUUUUGUUUAACAUUUCAUAGUAUUUUCUCAAGAGUUAUUUUUCCGUAAAAUGGAAGAAAAUAAAACAAAAUAAAAUGUUUUAAUUACAUUGUUAAUUUAUAAUUUAUUGUGAAUAACCAUUGAGGGAAAAUAUUGUUGUAAUAUAAGGUGCCAAGUACAUUCUUUGUACAUUUUUUUAGACUUUGAUAACAUUUAUACCUGAAUGCUCCAGUUUUAUUUCUUUGGAAAAGUAUACUGUGAUACUGUUUUUUGAGCUUUUACAUGUUUUAGGUUAAACGCAUAGUGUAAAUAAGCAUCCUAGAUGUGUGCGGUCUGAAAAUAAAUGUUUUUGAUCCCACCACACCAAUGUACUGUUAGACUACAUCCUGAGUUAAAUGGACUGGUGUUAAGUUCAGAUAUAAAACUUAGCCAUCACGUUUCCUUAGUGUGCCUAGUUAACUGGAGGGAAUACAUGUUCUGCUUUAUAUCUUUUUUAUAUAGCAUCUUUGUUGUUGUUAGAUGUUAGUUAUGACCAAAUUUUUAUUCACAUCUUAUAUUGUGUUUCCUUACUCUUGGUCACAUAAUUGUGAUGAAAAUCUGCUGUUGUCCCAUUGUUUUAGAUUGUCAAAACAUAAUAUUAAACUUGGGUUUCAGUAAACUGUGGAUUAUGGCUAUAACUUGAAUACGACAUUCAGAAAUGAUAUAUUUAUUUAAACUGUAUUCAUAGUGAUAGAGUGAUAGUAAUUUGUGACUAUAUUUGUACAUUUCUCAGUCUUUAUUGUCAAAAGUCUUUCUGAAGACAACGAGUUUUGUAGAGAAGACAAAGUUCUUAAAUAUAAGAAUAUUAAACAUG
This is a messenger RNA of Protopterus annectens (West African lungfish), 2862 nucleotides long. RefSeq names its product homeobox B9 (gene HOXB9). Bases 93 to 830 code for a protein of 245 amino acids. The transcript is spliced from 2 exons. Gene Ontology annotation, biological process: DNA-templated transcription; regulation of transcription by RNA polymerase II; anterior/posterior pattern specification. Gene Ontology annotation, molecular function: DNA-binding transcription factor activity, RNA polymerase II-specific; RNA polymerase II cis-regulatory region sequence-specific DNA binding. Gene Ontology annotation, cellular component: nucleus. Lineage: Eukaryota; Metazoa; Chordata; Ceratodontiformes; Protopteridae. The record is from RefSeq and is a predicted model, not a curated record.